AUGACCAGAAGACAUCCAGUCGGACUCGAGCGCCCAUGGGCCUCGCAGAUCUCCGCACAACUGCCGGAAUCCGUUGAAGUUCGUCCCGCUCCAGCAGCGGCACGGCCGACUGCGGCUAUGACAGCAACCGAUGCCCCCGUUCGGCCUGAGGACUAUUCCAAACCGUACUGCGAUUUCAUGACCGACAAUCCCACCAUCUUCCAUGCCGUCCAGUCCUUCUCCCAAGAUCUGGAAAAGCAUGGAUACAAGCAAUUGUCCGAACGGGCGGUGUGGACCUCGGAUCUCAAGCGCGGCGGCAAGUUCUACGUGACUCGUAACGGCAGCGCACUAUUGGCGUUCAAUAUCGGCAAGGAUUACAAGAGCGGCAAUGGCAUGGCCAUCGUCGCAGGGCACGUGGAUGCCCUGACCGCCAAGCUCAAGCCUGUCUCCAAGCUGCCCACAAAGGCCGGCUUCAAGCAGCUGGCAGUGGCCCCAUACGCUGGCGGCCUUGGACCAACCUGGUGGGACCGUGACUUGGGUAUCGGUGGUCGUGUAAUCGUCCGUGAUCCUGCCACCAGCAAGGUCGAGUCGAAGCUGGUGAAGCUGGACUGGCCGAUUGCGCGAAUCCCAACCUUGGCUCCUCACUUUGGCGCCCCGGCCAACGGACCAUUCAACCUCGAGACCAACAUGGUCCCGGUGAUUGGUGUGGACAAUUCAGACCUCUUCGAGACAUCAACGGCUACGUCGAGCGAUAUCAAGCCCGGGUCUUUUGCUGCGACACAACCCGAGAAACUUGUCAGAGUCAUCUCCAAGGAGCUCGGUGUUACCGAUUACAGCAACAUCAUCGAUUGGGAGCUCGAGCUCUUCGAUACGCAACCGGCCCGUCUCGGAGGUCUGGACAAGGACAUGAUUUUUGCGGGUCGUAUCGACGACAAACUUUGCUGCUAUGCCGCCCACGAGGCGCUAUUGGCCUCGAGCGAUGAGACCUCCCCCGGGAUUGUCAAGAUGGUCGGCAUGUUUGACGACGAGGAAAUCGGUAGUCUGCUGCGCCAGGGUGCUCGCUCAAACUUUAUGGGAAGCGUCAUGGAGCGCAUCACCGAAGCCUUUGCCGACGGCAAGUACGGACCCAAUCUGGUGUCCCAGACAGCCGCCAACAGCUUCCUGGUAUCCUCCGAUGUCAUCCACGCAGUCAACCCCAACUUCCUUCACGUAUACCUUGAGAAUCACGCUCCUCGGCUGAACGUGGGUGUCACCGUUUCCACCGACUCCAACGGUCACAUGACUACCGACAGUGUCAGCCACAGCAUCCUGAAGAGGGUCGCCGCCCGCUGUGGUUCCACGUUGCAGCUCUUCCAGAUUCGCAACGACUCCCGUAGUGGCGGUACUAUUGGACCCAUGACGAGUGCGCAGAUCGGCAUGCGUGCGAUUGAUUGCGGUAUUCCGCAACUUAGCAUGCACAGUAUUCGUGCUACCACGGGAAGCUUGGAUCCGGGUCUGGGUGUCAAACUCUUCAAAGGUGUGUUUGACCACUUUGAAGAGGUUGACAAGGAGUUUGCCGGUUUCUAG
Penicillium diatomitis is the source of this 1545-nucleotide messenger RNA. Its product is annotated as M18 family aminopeptidase. Gene Ontology annotation, molecular function: metalloaminopeptidase activity; zinc ion binding. The record is from RefSeq and is a predicted model, not a curated record. Lineage: Eukaryota; Fungi; Ascomycota; Eurotiomycetes; Eurotiales; Aspergillaceae. Bases 1 to 1545 code for a protein of 514 amino acids. The transcript has a single exon. Gene Ontology annotation, biological process: proteolysis. Gene Ontology annotation, cellular component: fungal-type vacuole.